This is a messenger RNA of Phragmites australis (common reed), 1683 nucleotides long. RefSeq names its product bZIP transcription factor 44-like. The record is from RefSeq and is a predicted model, not a curated record. Gene Ontology annotation, biological process: positive regulation of DNA-templated transcription. Gene Ontology annotation, cellular component: nucleus. Lineage: Eukaryota; Viridiplantae; Streptophyta; Magnoliopsida; Poales; Poaceae. Bases 850 to 1350 code for a protein of 166 amino acids. The transcript has a single exon. Gene Ontology annotation, molecular function: transcription cis-regulatory region binding; DNA-binding transcription factor activity.
CGCUGCCCCAACCCCAUUCCUUCCUCUCCUCUUCCUCUGCUCCCUCCGCUGUAGAUGCGCAGGCAUCUCUCUCAUCGGCAGGAGGAGAGAGAAGCAGAGUGAGAAAGCUAGCUCUCAGCCAGCCACCGACCACCCCUCACCACCACAGAUCGUCGAAUCCGGUGCUCCAACCUCCCACCUUUAUAAGCCGCUCUCUGCUCGAUCGCCAUCGCCCAGCUCCCACCGCCUCGCCAUCGCUCUGCUUCGAGCUCUGUCGCAGGAAGGCCGGUAGCUCCGAUUGGAGUGCCAAUCGGAGCCAAAAAGAGAGAAAGCACAUGCUGCCUUUCGUCCUAGAGUUCCUCGUUGAUGUCGCCUGUGAUCAGUGAGAUCCUCCUCUCGGGGUUUAUGAUCAACUCCACACUCCGGCGCCGCACCCACCUCGUCCAGUCGUUCUCCGUCGUCUUCCUCUACUGGUUUUAUGUCUUCUCAUAAACUCCUCGCCCCCUUCACUCCUCUCCGUCUUCCUCUCUUCUUCGCCUCUGCCCUCUAGUAGCGUCGUCUCUCUCUGUCUGUCUGUCAAUCUCAUCAUCGUGCUCCUCGUUCGUCGUCUCUGUUUCAGUUUGGCUAGUUUUCAAAAGUCUUUAAUUCGCAUGCACUUCCCUACUGCUGCUGCUACGUUCUUCUAGUAAUCUAAUCUUUAGAAGUGAUUACGAACAAGAAGAAGGAAGUCGAGGCCAGAAAAAGAGCUUGGAUUUCUUUGCUAGUUUGGUGUGGUGUUGUCUUGUGUAACAAGGAAGAAGGAAUCAAGAAGGAGAGAGCUCUAAGUUCUUGCAACAAAGGGCGGUUCUUGGAAGGAACCCAGCAAGAAGAAUGGCUUCCUCAAGCGGGAGCGGCAUCUCGGGGUCGCUCUCGGCGGCGACGGCGGCCAUCGCGGCGGCGGUGGGGACGGAGGAGGAGCUGCGCGCGCUCUUGGAGCAGCGCCGCGCCAAGCGGAUGCUAUCCAACCGCGAGUCCGCACGGCGGUCGCGGAUGCGCAAGCAGCGCCAUCUCGACGACCUCAACGCGCAGGCCGCGCAGCUCCGCCGCGAGAACGCGCACGUCGCCACCGCGCUCGGCCUCACCACGCAGGGCCUCCUCGCCGUCGACGCCGAGAACGCCGUCCUCCGCACCCAGGCCGCCGAGCUCGCUGCGCGUCUCCACUCCCUCAACGACAUCCUCGUCUGCAUGAACACCAACGCCGCCGCGGCCGGCGCCGCCGCCGUAUCACUCACCGCGGCCGCGGCCGCCACAGACCCCUUCCUCACCUUCGACGGCGCCACCGCCUUCGACGACCUCCUGAGAUCCUGCCCGGAGAUGUUCCCGCUCUGCUAGCUGAAGGCUGAAGGCACCAUGGUACAAAGCAUCAAGGAAAAAAAAUCAUCUUCUUUUUUUUUUGCUUUUGGUGUUUCAGGUUAAUUUACUAGCUAGUGAGAGGGAACUGAAAUAAAAUCAGAGGUGGUGAGCCAUGAAAUUUACUGUGCUGGGGUAAGCAACUGAGCACUGCACCUAACUAAGCUAUUUGCUGGGAUUAAGGUUAAUGAACUAAUUAGUAGUAAGUAUCAUGUGUGAUUCUGAGAUCUGGUCUGGUAAGUGUCAUGUAUUGUACUCCACCACUAUGUAAGAACUGGAGCAAAGGAAGUGCCAUAUAUAUUUACAAUUUACUCA